Perkinsus marinus ATCC 50983 is the source of this 226-nucleotide messenger RNA. RefSeq lists its product as hypothetical. Gene Ontology annotation, cellular component: proton-transporting V-type ATPase, V0 domain; vacuolar proton-transporting V-type ATPase complex. Gene Ontology annotation, molecular function: ATPase binding; proton-transporting ATPase activity, rotational mechanism. The annotation marks the transcript as partial. The transcript is spliced from 3 exons. The record is from RefSeq and is a predicted model, not a curated record. Gene Ontology annotation, biological process: proton transmembrane transport; vacuolar acidification. NCBI's taxonomy places the organism in Eukaryota, Perkinsozoa, Perkinsida, Perkinsidae.
AUGGGCCUCCUUCGAAGCGAGACCAUGAAGCAUGGGACCCUGGUCCUCCCUGUCGAUCGGGCCCGGGAGUUCGUAGACGUCAUCGGCUACUCUACACGAAUAGAAUUUGAGGACAUGAAUAGUGCUAGUAUGCAUAGGAAUUAUCGGAAGUAUAUACAAAGGAUUGAGGAGCUCGAGAGGAUAAUACGGUUCCUAGAGGUGGAGAUCCACGAGGCAUCGCCUCAUA